Messenger RNA from Radiomyces spectabilis, 1786 nucleotides. RefSeq names its product thioredoxin-like protein. The coding region runs from base 36 to 1709 and encodes 557 amino acids. The transcript is spliced from 7 exons. Gene Ontology annotation, molecular function: protein disulfide isomerase activity. NCBI's taxonomy places the organism in Eukaryota, Fungi, Mucoromycota, Mucoromycetes, Mucorales, Radiomycetaceae. Gene Ontology annotation, cellular component: endoplasmic reticulum. The record is from RefSeq and is a predicted model, not a curated record.
UGGCUUUUGCUGUCUUUUUUUUCACAUACCCUUUCAUGCCAUCAUCCGUACGAUUGUUGGCGGUCAUAUUGGCCAUACUGGCCUCCCUUUGCAGCUAUGCUUAUGCAGCUAGCACAGAAUUGAAUAUGGACACAUUCAAGUCCUUGGCCACUAAAGGCACAUGGUUUAUCGAACAUUAUUCACCUUAUUGCCCUCACUGCAUACAAUUUGCUCCCAUGUGGAAGAAAUUGGCAGCCGAAUACGAAUCGUUAGAGACAACCCACGAUUUUCACUUUGCCCAAGUCGAUUGUUCUGUUCAAGGCGAUCUCUGUCACCAAAAUAAUGUUCAGUUCUUUCCCCAUUUGCAACUGUAUGUGGACGGUCAGUUUGUUGAGACUUUUCCUUCCGCACAGCGCAACUGGGAAGGUCUUACGGCUUUUAUUGCGGAAAAAACCGUUCAAGACAAAACAGACCCACCAUCGGCAAACGCAUAUACGCCCAAUGAAGCAGGUGUAUCGGUGGAUCUCGAUCGUACAGCUUUCGAUGCUGCAAAAAGCAGCGGUAAACCGUGGUUUGUCAAGUUCUAUGCUCCCUGGUGCGGCUUCUGCAAGCGUUUAGCUCCCACAUGGAAACUGAUGGCCGAUGAACUCAAAGGACAAGUCGAUGUAGGCGAAGUCAACUGUGACGACCAUCGUGAUAUUUGUACGGAGAAUGGUGUAGCUGGUUAUCCGACUUUGAAACUAUUCAAGGAUGGAGUGGUUCACGAUUACACGACGGCCGAUCGUUCCGUUCUUAGUCUUGUCACUUUUGCAAGAACGUAUGCCGGACCUGUCGUUCAACGUGUGACCAGUGCAGAACUCGGUGAACGUAUUAAGGAGAAUGCAGUGUCGUUUGUGCUGCUGGAUCGAAGCAAUAAUCAGAAUGCACUUACAUUGGUAGAAUCUGUUGCCCAGCGCUUCAUGGAUUCUAUGAACUUUUACGUCGUUACCGAACAGCAGGCAGCGACACAGUUUAACCUUGAGGAUGCUGAUAAACCUACGAUCGUAAUUGCUAAAGAUGGUACCCGUACGACCUACAAAUCGCAAGAACUCGUGAAUACACCAGCUGCACAGGAAUCAUUGGCCAAAUGGAUCGAAUCCGAAAAGUUUCCUCUCGUUGUUACAAUGAGGCCCAGCAAUGCCGCCGACAUCUUGAGUGGUGAUCAUAUUGUGGCUUUAGCCGUUAUUCAGGCUGACGAUCAGCAACAUCACCAACAGUUCCGCAAAAUUGCCACUUCGUACGUAAAGCAGGGGAUCAAAGAAUCGGGUGCUCGGCUUUUAUUUGCACAGAUGGACAGCAAGAUCUGGGGACAAUUUAUCCAAGAAAGAUACGCCAUUGCUUCAUCAGAUAUACCUGCCCUUCUUCUCGUUGAUGCAACCAAAAACACUUACUACAAGCAGGAUGUGGAGAAGCGUGCUUUAUCUUUUGAUGAUGCUUCGGCAUUUUUGCGCGCUGUCGAAGAUUUGUCCAGCGGAAAAUUAGUAGGCACCUCGACUUUAUCUUUGCCUGGCAAAAUGGGUCAAUUCUUUACGCACGGCUACGAUUACGUCCGGCUCCACUGGAUCAUUAUCGGUCUGAGUGUCGCUGUGCUCGGUGUGCUCUUUUACAGACUGCGUCGGCAGAAAAGCGCGAAUCGUGGUAGCGGUUUGCCGUACCAUCGUCCUUUGUCCAUGACCGAACAUAAAGAUUAACGUGUACCUCUACCCCCGCUUUUUUGUUCUUUUUUUUUUAUCAGCAUGUAAAUAAUCAGAUUUAGGUAUUAAAUUCA